AUGCGUCUCUCCUUGGGCGCAUCCGUUGCAGCCCUAGCAGCAUCGGCAAGCGCUGCUUCGCUUGAUGAUGUCUGCACUGUCUCAAAUGUGCAGUCUGCCCUGCCAUCCAAUGGCACUCUGCUUGGUAUCAACAUGAUCUCCUCCGCCGUGACUGCCAGUAUUGUCUACAAUGGCACCGCUGGCAGGGACAGCACCGGGUCCUACACCUACUGCAAUGUGACCGUCAGCUACGAGCACACUGGCAAAGGAGACUCCGUCGUCAUCAAGUAUGCCUUCCCCAAGCCCUCCGACUUCAAGAAGCGUUUCUAUGUCGCCGGCGGCGCUGGCUUCUCCCUGUCCAGUGACGCAACCGGUGGUCUCGGGUAUGGUGCUGUCGGUGGUGCCACCGGUGCAGGCUAUGAUGCCUUCAACAACGGCUACGACGACGUGGUCCUCUACGGCAACGGAACCCUCAACUGGGAUGCAACCUAUAUGUUCGGAUACCAGGCUCUAGGCGAAAUGACCAAGAUCGGAAAGGUUCUCACCCGGGGCUUCUACGGCAUGGCUUCUUCCGCCAAGGUCUACACAUACUACGAAGGCUGCUCUGACGGUGGCCGUGAGGGUAUGAGCCAAAUCCAGCGCUACGGAGAUGAGUACGACGGAGCAAUCACCGGAGCCCCGGCCUUCCGUUUCGGCCAACAGCAAGUCCACCACGUCUUCCCAGCCACGGUCGAACAAACCCUCGACUACUACCCGUCUCCCUGCGAAUUGGCCAAGAUCGUCAACGCCACCAUCACCGCCUGCGAUCCCCUCGACGGCCGGACCGACGGCGUCAUCUCUCGCACCGACCUCUGCAAGCUCAAGUUCAACCUAAGCUCCAUCAUCGGCGAGGAAUACUACUGCGCAGCAGAGACCAGCACCUCCCUAGGCUUCGGCUUCAGUAAGCGUGCCGACGGCACCAGCACCUCCUACAAGCCCGAGCAGAGCGGCAAGGUCACCGCCCAGGGCGUGAAAGUCGCGCAAGCCAUCUACGACGGCCUCCACAACUCAAAGGGACAACGCGCCUACCUAUCCUGGCAAAUCGGCUCUGAGCUCAGCGACGGCGACACGCAGUGGAACAACGCAUCCAGCAAAUGGGAGCUCAGCAUCCCCUCAACGGGUGGCGAGUGGGUGACCAAGUUCAUCCAGCUCCUCGAUCUCGCCAACCUCCCCAACCUCGAAAACGUCACCUACGAUACCCUCGUCGAAUGGAUGAACACCGGCAUGGUCCGGUACAUGGACAGUCUGCAGACCACCCUGCCGGACCUAACCACGUUCCAAGCCUCCGGCGGAAAACUGCUGCACUACCACGGUGAAUCGGACCCUAGUGUCCCCGCUGCGUCGUCGGUGCAUUACUGGCAGUCUGUCCGCGAUAUCAUGUACCCCCAUCUGUCUUCCCGGGAUAGUCUUAAGAAACUCGCCGAUUGGUACCAGUUCUACCUCAUUCCCGGUGCUGCGCACUGCGGCAAGAAUGCCCUCCAGCCUGGUCCGUUCCCGCAGAAUAAUAUGCAGACUAUGAUUGACUGGGUGGAGAAUGGUGUUAAGCCUUCUCGGCUGAAUGCGACUGUCUCGUCUGGUACUUACGAGGGUGAGACGCAGAUGCUUUGUCAGUGGCCUACUCGUCCGCUCUGGAAGAGUAAGAGCUCUUUCACGUGUGUGGAGGAUAAGGCUUCGAUUGAUAGCUGGACUUAUUCUUUCCCUGCUUUCAAGAUGCCUGUAUACUAG
Molecule: messenger RNA, 1743 nt
Organism: Penicillium vulpinum
Lineage: Eukaryota; Fungi; Ascomycota; Eurotiomycetes; Eurotiales; Aspergillaceae
Product: putative tannase
Exons: 1
Coding region: 1-1743 (580 amino acids)
Source: RefSeq, a predicted model, not a curated record